Molecule: messenger RNA, 3036 nt
Organism: Pectinophora gossypiella (pink bollworm)
Lineage: Eukaryota; Metazoa; Arthropoda; Insecta; Lepidoptera; Gelechiidae
Product: 5-hydroxytryptamine receptor 1-like
Exons: 5
Coding region: 466-2220 (584 amino acids)
Biological process (GO): adenylate cyclase-activating adrenergic receptor signaling pathway
Cellular component (GO): membrane
Molecular function (GO): G protein-coupled amine receptor activity
Source: RefSeq, a predicted model, not a curated record
AGGUACAAUGCCGACCUCAUGAAGCGAUGUAAAUAUGAAUCAUGAAGAAUACAGCUGGCCAUAAUUCAAAUAAAAGUACCUACCUCGUGAAAGGACAGCAGAAAUGAUUGGAAGUUUUCUUCACCAAUCAACGGCACUAAUGAAGCAAUCCGCAGACGGGAUAUUGAACUAGCAGCCACUCGAGCCCGCUUCCAAGAGCAAUAAAACAACACGCCACUGCCUCUUCAUACCGAAUGCUGAGCAAAAAUAGACUCUAUAAUAAUAGCCGAUAGACCUAAAUCAACCACCACGACGUAUCCCAAUGGCUAUGCUCGGAAUCGCAAAGACAAUCCAGGCGAUAUGUCAAUUAAAGCUCAGGAAUAACCAACGGCAUCCAAAAACGACAAAACUUCACGACGAGGUCAUUUUUCAGACUUGAUUCAUCAAUUAAGUGGAAUAUAAAGCAGGAAAAAUCAAAACCAAUGUAUGGUAACGCUAAAAAAACGCUCAGAGCAAUCGCCCAAGCCAGGGACGCGUAUGGCGACUCAAAGUCAUAAACAUUAUCCACUGCCUCGCUUUGUUGCUUUACCUUCGAGCCUUCUCAUACUGGUGUCUCUAGUGUUACUGCCACAGGUGCUCGCCUCGGUUGACCUCGACGACGACGCCCUCAACGCCGAGUUCAACGCCACAAAUCCCAACUCCACCGUCAACUGGACUCUGUUCGACGACAACUCCACUAGACACGACCACAUAAAACAUCCCAAGUACUCCACACCUGUCACUGUUCUUCUCGUGAUUGUUUUUAUGAUAGUAAUAUUCGUCACGAUAGUUGGCAAUAUCUUAGUAGUCGUCGCUGUUUGUUUAGUAAGAAAAUUGAGAAGACCAAGCAACUAUUUGAUCGUGUCGUUGGCAGUGAGCGACUUGUGUGUGGCGAUUAUGGUGAUGCCUGUAGCUAUGGUGUAUGACAUCAUGGGCAGAUGGCCUUUCGGACCAGUAUUAUGUGAUUUCUGGGUAUCAAGCGACGUAUUAUCCUGUGCUGCGAGUAUCCUUAAUCUGUGUAUGAUAUCAGUAGACAGAUAUUACGCUAUAACAAAGCCUUUGGAGUACGGCGUGAAGCGAACGCCGAAGCGGAUGCUGUUCUGUGUUUUCAUUGUAUGGAUGGGUGCUGCGUUCAUAUCGCUUCCACCUGUACUUAUUCUUGGAAACGAGAAGUCCGAGACUUCAUGUUCCGUCUCACAAAACCAAGGUUACCAGAUCUAUGCUACCUUCGCUUCUUUUUAUUUGCCAUUGACGGUCAUGAUAGUGGUGUACUACAAGAUAUUCAGUGCUGCCAGAAAGAUUGUGAAGGAUGAGAAGCGUGCGCAGUCACACUUGGAGACGCAUUGUUACUUAGAAAUAAAUGUGAAGAACGGCGGUGGCGCCGAGGCCAAGCUUCUGGGGAACCAAACCAACCAACCACCGCAACCCGCGAGAGGUUCGACUGCUAGUACAAAUACAACAAUUAGUGUAGAAAAAAAUGAGAGCACAAUAGGAAGAUGUUUCAGCGGGCAGCGGAAAUCAAAUGAGUCGCAGUGUCCGAUGCUGCAGAACAAAACACCCACUAAACCCAUUCACACUAUAAAUCGGUCCACAUCGCAAGUGGGCACGACUCCAGACAACAGCAAACUAACAAUCAAAGAACGACGAAGACAAUCCUCUGAAAGUAGCCAUAAGCUGGCCACAAACAGAAUUAGAUCGUCGCUUUCAAAUUUUGCUCAAAAAAGUCAUUUUGCCAAAGACUUACUACAUUCGCACUCUCCACAUCAAAAGAAGCUUCGUUUCCAACUCGCUAAAGAGCGCAAGGCGUCUACUACUCUCGGCAUAAUCAUGUCAGCAUUCGUCAUCUGCUGGUUGCCUUUCUUCGUGCUUGCCGUCAUUCGGCCUUUCGUCGCCGAAGACGCGAUCCCCGAUGUGGUCAGUGCCCUCUUCUUGUGGCUAGGCUACAUUAACAGUCUUCUGAACCCUGUCAUAUACGCGACCUUGAACAGAGACUUUAGAAAGCCGUUUCAAGAAAUACUCUUCUUCAGAUGUUCGAAUCUGAAUCAUAUGAUGCGUGAGGAGUUCUAUCACAGCCAAUACGGUGACCCAGACCAACAUUACUGUGUCAAUAAUACCACCAAAGUGCAAAAUUAUGAUGAAGGUGUAGAAAUUGUGUCCGCAGUCGAUAGGGAGGACAACAGAGCCUCCGAGAGUUUUCUAUGAUUGUCAAUGCCCGAGGUCGAUACAAGAGACCUAGAUACUGUGAUCUAAAUAAGACUUUUAAUAAUUAUAAACCAAGGUCUAACAGUGUUUUCGUUUUAAGUUACCAACUUUUGUAUUUACGUAACUGUUGCAAUUUAACUAGUCGAUGUUUUGUAUUUCAUAAACUUUAUUCCUCUGAUGUUUUGUUAAAUAAAAUUAAUUUUUAAUGUAAAAAUAAUAAAUGUGUAUUAAAAUAACGUAAAUUCUAGUAUGAUAAGAUCCAGAUGUCAGUUGGAGAUAAUUAACUGAAAAGUGUUUUGGAAUGACCAAAGAUAUAACUUACUUAUACGAGAGGGUUUUAUAAUAUUAAGCUGUUGUGAAACUGAUAAAGUUAGUAUUAAAUUGUAUUAUAUUGUUAUUACGGAUGGUGUAUAUGUAUGGACUUAAAUAUAGAAGUAUUUUAAUCCAUGUGAUAGUAGGUUUAGUGUUGUCUUUUGUUCUGUCUUUAGUUUUUUUUUUUUUACAUCACUGUAUUCAUUUAUUUUAAUAUAAUUCCUCUAAGAUAUGUUUUCAACUUGUUCAUUUCUGUUGCAUCCGUUGUAUUCUCCUAAGUUGUACCCCUGAAAUAGUUGUGUACGCAAUUGGCACUGCCAGGAAAAGUAAUAUUAAGUACAUAGUAAUACGGUACAUGUAACGAUUAUAAAUAUAAUAGAAACUGCUAAUUAAUUAUAUGUAUAUGUCUUCAUAAAAAUGUGUCUUCACAAAGUGUUAUCACUUUUCUCUUGGCCUAUAUUUAAAUAGUAGUCAUCAUUGAUUAAAAUUUCUUUAUACGCAACA